GUAACGUAAUUGAAUCCCGUUUUAGCGUUAGCUGGUGGACUGACAGGCAGCUGUUUGAUUAGGGAGGAAGUCAUGAGCUUACAGGAAGAGUGUCCCCAGGAGCCCCAACCGGAGACACUGCAGCCCGUAGCAGCCAGAAUAAUUCAGAAGGCCUGGAGAAGAUAUGUGUACAGAGAGAUCUUCAAGUAUUUCAAAGAGCUGAUCAAUAAUUGCAACCAGCGGGAUCCACAGACCAUCCUCAAAACUGUCAAUCCUCGAGAGGCAGAGCUGCUGGAUGCUGCUGCUGGGGUGUUUAUCAGAUUUCGACUUGGAGGGAUCACCUUUCCUCCCAACAUCUAUUACAAGAUCUUUACCCAUCGGCCCAUUGCGGAUGUGUGUGCCAGCAGCCCAAAGGACUACACACAGCCAAGCCUGAAGAAGCCUGUGGCCCGGCAGACCAACAAUGGCUGGCCAAUCACGCAGGAGGACCGAUCAGGGUGGUACCAACGUAUGGAGAACAACAGCUGGAGGCUGUUCUGUAGCAAGGUCGUUCCCGAGGGUGAUCCCAUUGAGAUUGGUGCACACAAAAAAAAGAACUUUCAUUAUUCCAGACUGCAGCGGAAACAGGAUGUAGACAAAUGGAGGAAAAGGAAGAAAAUUGAAUGGCUGAAGCACAUGUACAACGAGGGUCGUCUACAGGCUCAUCCGGUACAUCGGCACAUAGCCACCCUGGUGGGAAGUUCAGCCCAGGAAGUGAUGGACACCAGUGAAGAGAAGGGAGAUGAUGAGAUACUGGAAUGGGAGCUAGAUGAGCUCCUGGCCUGGACCAACACUCUCAACUUUGAGGAGUAUAUACAGGAGUGGAGAUAUUUGGCCUGUAGUCACUCCUCUGGGCAGAACCAAGGGGAGCCUUCAUCUCCACCCAGGCUACCUGCUCAUGACUUUGCUGGUGUUGCUGAAGAAGACAGUUAUGUUGUCCUCACAGACACGUGUACUAAUGUCCAACUCUAGACAACUAGAAAUGUAUUAUCUGUGCAGUCAAGUCAUUAUUGACACAAUAAUCAUUUUCAAAUAAAGUAUGAUAACUCUG
This is a messenger RNA of Thunnus maccoyii (southern bluefin tuna), 1069 nucleotides long. It is a transcript of the gene c21h11orf65, whose product is annotated as chromosome 21 C11orf65 homolog. Lineage: Eukaryota; Metazoa; Chordata; Actinopteri; Scombriformes; Scombridae. The record is from RefSeq and is a predicted model, not a curated record. The coding region runs from base 73 to 990 and encodes 305 amino acids. The transcript has 9 exons.